Exophiala xenobiotica is the source of this 2217-nucleotide messenger RNA. RefSeq lists its product as uncharacterized. Gene Ontology annotation, cellular component: membrane. NCBI's taxonomy places the organism in Eukaryota, Fungi, Ascomycota, Eurotiomycetes, Chaetothyriales, Herpotrichiellaceae. The record is from RefSeq and is a predicted model, not a curated record. Bases 225 to 1847 code for a protein of 540 amino acids. The transcript has 6 exons. Gene Ontology annotation, biological process: transmembrane transport. Gene Ontology annotation, molecular function: transmembrane transporter activity.
GACGCCUCUCAGCAGUCUCCAUAUCCACGUUUCUCGAAUUGUGCUUCUUUCCGUUGCCACAUGGUGGCCGUCUAGGCGUCCUCGCAGCGAGUCCAGUCACUUCGGUUCGCGCUUGCUACUCUCACGAUCGGUAUUUCGCCGAAGACUCGCUUUUCCUUUUAACCGUUCCUCUUCUCUUUCAUCCCACUGCUUUGUUCUUCUCUACCCUACCAACAUCAGCCAAGAUGGGCAACCUCAACGAAACCAACAGCAUGGAGAUGCGUGAAGCCAGCAAAGACUCCAUCUCUUCUCUCGAUCGUACCUCCGAUGAGCCAAAAUCAGCAGGCUUUCAAGAAAAGCAUGUCGCAAAAGCCUAUCCCACAGCCGCUGAAGGGCCCAAACUGAGGCGGCUGUUCAGUUUCGCCCAGCUCCUGGCCUUUUCAUUGACGUUUAUGGAAUCAUGGGAAGUGAUGGCAAUCAACAUCUCAGCAACAUUCUGGAACGGCGGUCCCAGAUCUUUGAUAUGGGGUUGCAUCGCUGUGGUUGGAGGAUCUCUCGCACAAGCAUAUUCAAUGGCCGAGUUGGGAUCCAUUCUUCCCAUUGCCGGCGCCCAAUACCAUUGGACUCAUAUUAUGGCCCCGGAGAGCACGCGCAGAUUCAUCACAUGGAUGCAAGGCUGGGUCACCUGGUUCGCCUGGGUGUCUGCCCUUGCUGGGAGUACUUCUGGUGAAGCCGCCCUCCUGCAAGCCUUGAUCGCCGAGAACGUCCCAGGAUACACACCAGAAAGAUGGCAUCUCACCCUCAUUAUGUGGGCACUGCUCAUCAGCGUUGGCCUGAUGAACAUGUAUACCUUCUGGCUGAUCCCUUGGCUUGAGUUGACCGCUGGGAUCAUGCACGUCGUUCUCUUUAUCAUCUUCACGGUUGUUCUUGUCACCCUGGCUCCGCGACACGAUUCUCACUUUGUCUUCUUUACGGACUCGACACAAUCUGGAUGGGACAGUAAAUUCGUCGCCUUUAACCUUGGAAUGCUGGCUCCUGCUUGGGGAUUCAUUGGCUUCGAUGGUGUCGUCCACAUGUCCGAAGAAGUCCGCAGAGCCAAGCAUGCCGUCCCUCGUUCAAUGAUUUUGACCAUUGUUAUCAAUGGCGUUAUGGCAUUUGCAAUCAUUUUGGUGCUGCUUUACUGUCUGGGUGACCCGAACACGACUCUGGAUGCAUCUUACCCCAUUGUCAACAUCUGCUAUAACGCCACAGGAUCAUGGGCAGCAACAAACGCUAUGGUGUCUAUGCUGAUCAUAAUCACCUAUUGUGUGGUAGCAGCUAGUGUUGCUUCCGUCUCCCGAAUUACCUGGGCUUGGGCUCGUGAUGGUGCUCUCCCGAAGUGGCUUGCCAUUAUCGAUGCGAAACAUCACGUCCCCACAAACGCACUAUGGGUGCCGAUCGUCAUCGUCAUGCUCCUUUCCCUUUUGAACAUCGGUUCGACUGCGGCCACCGCUUUCAGCGCCUUCACUGCGCUCUCCUCCCUUGGCCUGUACACUUCCUACAUUAUCGCCAUCAGCUGCAUCCUGCAUGCACGUCUGACGGGCCGACUCGGCGACAAGCCGGAAUCGCCCGUACAAUAUGGAGGCUGGCGCAUUUGGAAGGGUUUUGCCAUCCCAAUCAAUAUCCUCGCGCUGGUCUGGACCAUCUACCUUACGAUCUGGCUUCCCUUCCCGACCACGAUUCCUGUCACCGGGACGAACAUGAACUAUGCUCUUCCCAUUUACGUCUUCGUCAUUCUCUGCUCGCUGGGAUACUGGUUCACCUGGGGUCGCAAGUCAUGGCCCGGUCUGAACCUUGCGGCCAUCGGCAUGGUUGAGGCGCACGACUAAUUGCGACCGAGAUCGAGGAACUGCGAAAAGAGGCGGACGAUACAUCAUACAUGCACGGGAAACUACCAUUUGGCUAUUGCGAUGACGGCGGGCUGGACACUUUUCAGAUCACGUUGUCUCGCGAACCUGGACGGAUUUCCUGCAUCCAAAUGGCGUUCAAAUUGGCAAGAGGCUGUUGGCAAAGCUCUUUGGGAUUCCGGAGUACUGUGGAUUGGAUGGAAAUUUAUCAACGUGCUCCUUGGCUGAUUUCUACAGCUUCGAAGACCAAAAGACAAAUACCGGCAAUUCUUCCGCCAAACAAAUCAAUGUAGUACAUACUUUCUAGCCAAAACAAUAUACUCUGUAUAGACGUUCACAUUGUACAGCCAUA